AUGGCAUAUACCCUGGUCAUAACUGCGGAUGCUGCGGACCAGUGUCACAAUCCGAUCUCAUAUGCUCAGUCCAGAGCUCGCUGCAGGUUUGCUGCGGACCAGAUCUUCAACAAGGUGUCAUUAAUGAAGUCCGAAGAAGAAACCGAAUUGCCAGAUUCGCAGGCAAACUCCACAUCAAAGGAUUUGAAUAACGGUGCAUCUACACCUCUUCGAACAGAUCACUUCAAGGUCUACAAACAAAUCAUCGCGAUACCAAUGAACAUUCGAUACGAUAAGCGUCGUCAAGGACUAAAGCUGCGGACACAAUAA
Messenger RNA from Parastagonospora nodorum SN15, 309 nucleotides. RefSeq lists its product as hypothetical. The coding region runs from base 1 to 309 and encodes 102 amino acids. The record is from RefSeq and is a predicted model, not a curated record. Lineage: Eukaryota; Fungi; Ascomycota; Dothideomycetes; Pleosporales; Phaeosphaeriaceae. The transcript is spliced from 2 exons.